GGAAAAUCCGGCGAUAUCCGAACUCCUCGGAAUUCUUACUCAUUCCUUUCAGUACGAACGCGACCUUCAAACCGAGUUCAAGAUGCCCGCGAGGCUCCAACUUCAAUUUGUUCUUUUAAUAUUCAUUGGUAGUACCCUAGUUGAUUCCACUCCCCGAAGAUCUUCCCGCUACCGUCCACCAAAGCCACGCUUCGAGGUAUACCAACCGCGUGGGUUGAUCGCUUGGAUCCCUGAAGAAGCGGGGAUCACUCUGUUUGGAUUCCACGCCAAACUAAACCACCGCUUCGAGGACGAGUACGAGAUUGGCCGUUGGGCCAAGACGCUGACUCAGCCCCGGAACGGCCGCUUUGUGUUCGUCGACCGGAAGGCCGAGUUGAAGGUCGGCGAUACGAUCUACUACAAGACGGUGAUUACGCACAACGGCGUGACGUACCGUGGGAACUAUGGCACGUAUGAGGUCACCAGGUUUACCGGGCCUACGCCGGGGGUUGGCGGAGGAGGUCGGAAGACGACUACGUCAACGACGCUGCCUCCGUUUGUGUACAAAAACAACGAACGGCGAACGAAAGGUGUAGAUCCGGAUACGUACGUUCCACUAGGUCCGUUCGACUACGAAUCCAAAGAGUUCCAGUCUCCACCGCUGAUCCGAACUCGGACAAUCUCCACGCAAACCAGCGCCGAAGAGCUGGGCUAUAAAGAGUGCGAUCGAGCGCGAACCCUGGUCAACGGUCGCAAGGUGUGCAGCGGCAAGCUGAUCUUCGAGGAAACCUUCGAUGGUCGCUCCCUGAACGAACAAAAGUGGCGCAUCGAAAACCGCUUCGGCUCGGAUCCGGACAACGAGUUCGUCGUGUACGCCGACUUCAACGAGAACAUCCAGGUCCGCGACGGGAAACUCGCCAUCAAGCCGACCCUGUUCGAGAGCAAGUUUGGCCCGGGCUCGACCAACACCAAGUUUAUGUUUGCCGCGGAGUGUACGGGCGUGUUGAACUCGCGGGAUUGCAUCCGGGAUCGGAAGAUUGACUUUGAUAUGAUACCGCCGGCGCUUUCGGCGCAGAUAUCGACGUUUAAUUCGUUUAAGUUUAUGUAUGGGAAGGUGGUGAUUAGGGCGAAGUUGCCGAAGGGGGAUUGGAUAUUUCCACAGCUCUACCUCCGCCCGAGCAACGAAUUCUACGGCCGUGACGAGUACGCUUCCGGCCUGAUGCGGGUGGCCUACUCCCCGGGUGGUCCCCGCCUGCGGAACCAACUCUCCGGCGGUCUCAUCCUCAACAACGCCGAACCGCUGCGCUGCUCCAAAAUGUGCACCCUCACGCGGCCACCCAACUGGAGCGACCAAUUUCACGAGUUUGCGCUAACUUGGAGCCCGGAGGGAAUUUUCAUGGAGGUGGACAAGGAAACGUACUGUCACAUCGUUCCGGAGGGGGCGGGGUUUUACGAGGAGAUGGUCGCGACGAAGCCGCAGAUUGCGAACUUGUGGAAGCUGAGCGGGAAUCGGAUGGCGCCGUUCGAUAAGGAGUUUUACGUUAGCUUAGGGGUUGGUGUGGGGGGUCAUUACGAUUUUCAUCUGUUUCCGGAAAAGCCGUGGAAGGAUUUGUCGGUGAAGGCGAUGUACACGUUUUGGAAUGCUCGCGGCGAUUGGUAUCCGACGUGGAAUGCGAACAGUACGCUGCUGGUGGAUUACGUGAGAGUUUACGCUGUUUAAAUGUUCCUGACUUAGUUUGUAAGGAUUUUUCGGCGUAAAUAAAAAUGGUUCCUUCAAAUUGA
Molecule: messenger RNA, 1761 nt
Organism: Culex quinquefasciatus (southern house mosquito)
Lineage: Eukaryota; Metazoa; Arthropoda; Insecta; Diptera; Culicidae
Product: beta-1,3-glucan-binding protein 2
Exons: 2
Coding region: 83-1699 (538 amino acids)
Biological process (GO): carbohydrate metabolic process
Molecular function (GO): carbohydrate binding; hydrolase activity, hydrolyzing O-glycosyl compounds
Source: RefSeq, a predicted model, not a curated record